Molecule: messenger RNA, 678 nt
Organism: Prunus armeniaca (apricot)
Lineage: Eukaryota; Viridiplantae; Streptophyta; Magnoliopsida; Rosales; Rosaceae
Source: the annotation of a GenBank genome assembly
AUGGAGAGAAGAAAAGAGGAGCUACAAGCUACAAUUGAGAAGCAGGAUGAUCGUGUAAACCAUCUUCAAACGAGUGCCUUCAACCUUGCAAACUACUACAUUGUCUUCCAAGGAGUUAUUUUGGGGGCUGUCGUCAACGCCACCACAGUCCUCCGAUGCUCAGAUCGUUGGUUCCUUUUCAGCCUCUCUCUAAUAGCAGCCAUACUCAAUCUGGUUUCAUUGCUUGUAAUUGGAGGCAAUUAUAAAAGAAGCGUCAUGCAGAGACACCAUACCAAGAGUGCGCACAUUAAAUUGGAAAACGAUCUGGGGAAGCUAGAAAAUUCAGCUUCAGAUCACGGGCUCAAAACUAAUAUAUUAUCAUACUGGGAGUCGACAAAAAUUGAAGCUUCAGGGCAUGUUACUUGUCAAGAUCCUACAACUGUUGAAAUUAAGGAUGAACCAGAACAAAGGCAGAUCAGAAAGCGGGUCGUGCCGGUUGAUAAUCUUCACAAACAGCUGCGUGAUUUCUACUUUCUACUUUGCAUGGGUCUCUUUGUAUCCUUUGCCGUCAUCGUGGUUGUGGGUUGCUGGACCAUUCCUUGCAAGAAAGCUCUUCAAUGCAUACCCCCCGUAUCCAGCACUGAGAAAUGCAUUAGGGUUUGUGAAGGUACCAAGUGUAUGAGCAUGUGCACCGAAUAG